This is a messenger RNA of Aureobasidium vineae, 5874 nucleotides long. The record is from the annotation of a GenBank genome assembly. Lineage: Eukaryota; Fungi; Ascomycota; Dothideomycetes; Dothideales; Saccotheciaceae.
AUGGCGACCGAUCAGAAUGCCCCGCCUCCGGUGGCCGACUCGACCCUACAACUCGACAUAGCCAAGCUUCAUGGUCUCCCGUCCGAGCAGCAGGACCUCUACCUCUUGACCUUCACCUCGGACCUUUCUCAUUACGCAACCUCUCUGGACGAAGAUGGCGCUUCAGCUCACCAAGUCUGGAUCAAGAAAGAGCUCCUACAGAUUGUCGACCUUCCCUCACCCGCUCCAACACGUGUCAUUCGAAACAACCUCGCGAGCACCUUUGCAUCCCUCUUCGCCAAAGGAAACCGCAAGCUACUAUACGAGUCCAUCAACGACCUGGUUGCCGUCCUGAAUGCUGGGAAAGACAAGCCUCUCAAGGCCAAACAUGCCGCUGCCCACUGUCUAGGCGCAAUCUUCCAAGCUGCUGGAGACAGCGCCAUCAGUCUGUCUAGCUUGACUUGUACCUCCCUUCUGCGCACUCUCAAGUUGGCAUCUAGUCAUGCGGGCUUGCGAAGUGCUAUAUACAAGGCCGUGGGCAGAGUCGCUAGGGGCAUUGGCAACUCGAUUGACGAGUCUGUCGCAAAGGAGACCUGGAAAUCGGCUCGCAGUGCUGCUGCAAGCGACAAGGCUCUGCUGGUUCAGAUCAAUGCUUGUUGGUGCCUCGAGCAGCUGGCCACUUGCACCUCUUAUUACGACAACUCGAACGAUUUUGAGAAGCUUCAAGCCGCACUAUGGAAGGCAAUGGACAGUCCCUCGGUUCCCGUGCGUCACGCUGCAUCUACUUGUAUGGCCGCUGUUCUUGUCAAGAGCUUCUCCGAAACUCCUGUACGGGACGUUCUUCCUCCGAAGAAGUCNAAAAAGUCAAAGAAACAAGGAGCUGCUGAUGAGGGCGAGGAAGACGUUGAGCGACCCGCCACACCCGUGUCCUCCAAGCCAAUCACCUCAAUAGCCUUCAGCCUGCUGGAUAUCAUGCGCCAGCUGUCUACCCAAUACUGCAAACCUGUUGCUUCCAACCGGACCCGUGCUGCCAUCGCGAUAUGUUACAAGCAAAUAUUCACCGCGCUGGGUGAGAGCGUCGUUGAGAGACAGUACGGUGUCAUUGCCAAACAUCUGUUUUCCGAGUUAUUAGGUCACCAAAGUCUCACUUACCAUCGCUACCGCACUCUUAUGACCAGGAAGUUUGUCCGCAUAAUACUACAACAUGUGGUGGGAGGCAUGCUUGGAGAAACAUCUCAACUGAACGCCGCCCGAUUCCUUAUGAACGAUAUCAUCAAAGACUAUCCGCAAGUCGUCAAAGAGCGUCCGGAGCCUGGGAAGCAAACACUUACGGCCGCUCUGAGUGCUCUAGCAUCACUAAUAGACAGGUUAGAUGCUGCUGUGAGCAUCAUCUCGGAAGGCUGCCGUGAAUCACUAUUGCAGGUUCUGCAGCAUCCGAGCUACACCGUCCAGGUUCAUGCUUCGAGGUGCAUGCGAUCCUUUGUGCUGGCUUGUCCUCAACAGCUUUUGCCGACAGUGACAAUCUGUAUGAACAGUGUCAACCGGGAGAUUGGUCUGCUUACUGGCCCUCGACAAAGUCCCAGGAGGUGUGCUGGAUAUGCUAACGGCCUUGCUGCUGUCUUGAGCGCUUCAAACAAGCAUCCACUCUAUGGCUCCGUAGAUGUCUACGCUCGUGUGCUUACGCAGGCUACUAAUCUGCUUAAAUCUAGCAGUAACUCUGACUUACGAGUUUCCAGUACCCAAGUGCAGGUCGCUUGGAUCAUGAUAGGCGGCCUCAUGUCACUGGGACCUAAUUUUAUCAAGAUACAUCUCUCGCAGUUAUUGCUCAUGUGGAAGAACGCCCUUGCGCCCCCAAACAAGGACAAUAUGGCACGCCAGAGUCAACUUGAACUGAGUUUCCUUGCUCACGUGCGGGAGUGUGCAUUGGGAUCCGUCAAGGCAUUCUUGCAUUACAACAUCAAACUUUUGACAUCUGAUGUAUCGAGACGUCUUGCGAGCAUGUUACAAAACACUGGGAUGUUUCUCUCUAUCUUGCCUGAAAAGAAGACAUCUGAGGACAUGUCCCAACGCUUGUCUCCCGCCCUGCAAUUGGUCGACUUUGAUCUUAUGGUCAGGCGUAGGGUCUUCCAAUGUUACACUGCUCUCGUGACAGCUAGCCCAGCUGCAGCUUCAGAAAUUGCAACGCAGUCGAACGUUCUGCCGUUAGCUGUAUCUUCAUUCGCUGAUCCAGAUCGUCUCGGGCCUUCGUCAUUAAGCGUAUCGAUUGCUAGUUCUGCUGGUACACUCGACAGCAUUUGGGGAGUUGGCGAUAAUAGUGGCUUCGGUGUCAAUGGCCUGAUCAACGGUCUGGACUGUUCUCCUCUGCCUUUCGAGAAACAGGGCGAAUCGGAAGAUCACUGGACGUCAAGACACAGCUAUGAAGCAAUAAUAGAUAGGACGCCCCCUGCCACAGAAGUGGUGAACAGUGCAAUCGGCAUCUUUGCAUUGGCGCUUCCGUUACAAUCUCCUAGGAUACAGGACAGCAUACUGGAGCAGAUCAACUCUUUCCUAACAUCACCUGCUGUGCAGAAGAGUGUGGCACAAAAGACGGCACUAAGCGCAAAUGUUGCUCUAGCUUUAUUAGUAACCUCCAAGGUAUUGACAGGACAAGUCAAGGGUUUAGAAGGUAAACUCCAGAGCGCGAACGCAGAGAAAAACAUGCAAAAUCUUCUUCACACUUUUGUUGCCGACCCUGAUGAAAGCGUUCGCCACGUUGCUGCUCGGGCUUUGGGUCACCUUUGCGAAGUUGGCGGCAACGACUUGACUUCACGCGAAAUCAGCUACCUGAUCGACACCAUUGUCUCAAACACCGAACCUCAUGUCCGAUCGGGCUGCGCCUUGGCUCUUGCUUGUAUUCACAACUCGCUCGGUGGUAUGGCAGCCAGUUUCCACCUCAAAAACAUUCUUGGUAUAUUCAUGUCUCUCUGCGCCGACCCACAUCCGCUGGUACACUUUUGGGCUCUGGAGAGUCUAAAAAGGAUCGUCGAUUCUGCUGGCUUGACAUUCUCAGGCUAUGUUUCUAGCACAAUCGGUCUUCUUGGUCAGUUGUAUGUACUGGACACACACAAUGCCGAGACUGGACCAUUGGCGUCUUCUAACCUGGAGGUCGAGCUGGAAACGACUGCUGCCAACGUGUGCUGUGUCGAUGCUAUCAUCAACGUGAUGGGUCCAGACCUAUCCGAGAUGGCCAAACCUCGUGGCAUGGUAUUGACUCUUAUUCGACAAUUCCAGACCGAAAGCGAAGUUCUAGUUUUGGUCGAGAGUACCAGAUGCUUGGGCAAUCUCUCCAUGUAUGCACCCGGUCAUAUGGAGUUUGAGAAGUAUGUGAAGCGAUUGCAAGCUGAUCUCGACUCCCAAUCUCCGGAAAUUCGCGACAUGGCUAUCAGAGGACUGGCCAAUCUCAUGCGCAGAGACGCUGAGGAUAUUGUACGCGCUGCCAAUCCUGGUCUAGAAGAAAAGCUGUGGGAUGUCCUCGACCAAAAUCCCGCUCAGGAGACUAUCAAGGAAAUUUUCGUCAAUUGGUUGUCACAGACUGGGAUGACAGACACAGCGGGCUGGAUCCAGCGAUGCAACUUGGUUCUCACCAAAGCCAAGGCUCGUGUCGACAACGCUUCUCAGGAUGAAGCAGCGGCCAAAAAGGCAGCCACUACCGACCUCCAAGACGAAGAAGUUGCAGGCUUCGCUGCUGGAGCAGGCACGAAGGACGAAGAUGCUUCUGCGCCUACAUCAAGCCAAGAACUCAUGAGAUGGCAGGUGCGACUAUUCGGCAUGGACCUCCUCAACAGUCUUUUGGACAGUGUUGUCAAAGAGUCGGCCAUCAACGAAGACAUCCCUGCUUUGGCUUCGCUGCAACAUAGGGUGGCGGAUGUUGUACGAGUCGCUUUCUCUGCUUCCACUGCUAAUGUUGUCGGUCUUCGCAUCCUGGGUCUGCAUAUCAUCGACCAGGUGCUCAGACUUGCCGCUGAAGCCAUCAAUGUUUGCGCCACUUUCGUAUCAACGGGUAUCGUCACCGACAUUGACAGAAUGGGCCGUAUAUUGAAAAUCCUUGUGGCCGCCCUCGAAACUUUUGCAGGAUCUACCGAAACAUCUUCCAUCGGAGAGCUCAAAGGUCUCAGUCCAAAUGCUCAGGUCAUGGUACGCAUGUCUGUUUUCUCCGCAUGGGCUGGCUUGCAGAUCGCCACUGCCGAGCAGAAAUACUUGGUCGAUGUGGUUAAGCCCCAUGUUGCGAAAUUGACGCCGCUUUGGCUGUCUUCCCUUCGAGAGUACUCGCGUUUGCGCUUCGAGCCAGACAUCUCGAAUAACACAAGCGCGACUCCAUUAUCAGAUGACCUCGAGACAGUUUACGCUGCACUGAACCGCGAGACCUUACUCAAAUUCUACCAAGACUCGUGGCUAAGUCUCGUGGAUGCCAUUGCUAGUCUGAUUGAUGAGGAUAGCGAGUUUGUGUUCGAUGCACUUGAUGGCAAGACCCAAGCUGAUGCCGACAAUGGUGUUACCGUGUCCCGCGGAAGCGACAUCAACUACCGUGAAGAACCUGUGGCAUUCUUCUUCGUGUUAUUCGGCCUUGCGUUCGAAGCUCUCGCUAGUAAGCCUGGCGCAGACUCAGCAACUGCAAGAGCACAAAAACUCGAGAUUCUGCAGGCACUCAAGAGAAUCCUUCGACCCUCAAUCUCUGGUAACGCCAUCUACCAAGAGGUCAUUUUCAACGAGACAAUGGAUCUGCUUGAUCGAAUGGUUCUCACAGAGCCAUCGAACGUGCAGACUAUCAUUGUUGAAAUUGCAAGAAACCUCUGCGUUGGCCAUCCUUCGUCGAGGCAGGGCAUGAGUGCAGACGACCAUCUGUCCGAUGACAUUGAUCAACUUUUCGAGUUGACUCGCAUCAUUGUGCUCAUAUUGGCAAGUAUUGUGCCUGGUUUGGCAGAAAGUCCUCGUCCCGUCCGUGCUGAAAUCUCGGACGAGGCUGUCACACUAGCACGUCUCUCACUAGAUGCAUUGGUCGAUGCUUCCGAGGUCUUNCCCUCCAUCAUCAGGGCCGAUCUGCAUGCAUGUAUCUUCCAAAUCUUUGUCACCAUCAUGAGUACGGGUGCAUGUCAGGCGACCCUGAUACCACAAGCAUUACCCAUCUUCCGCCGCUUCAUCAAUGGCGUAGGUGCCGACCCUAGCGAAGACACCAAGAAGCAGAUCCGAAGCACACUCUCUCGCUUCUUGAUGAUCCUCAAAAAUGCUCAGAAACGCGAGUUCGAAGCAUCUUUGCCAUGCGAGAAGAACACUAUCCUAGCAGGAACCAUGCUCAUCACCUCCGCAAACGCUGUUUUCGAGGCCAAUGACCCUGUGCUGCUGCGCUUUGUCGCUGAGUUGACGGAGUGUCUCGACAACCCAAUGACGACCAAGAUGGCUGCUGGCUGUGUACGAACACUUCUCGUCGUUCCCAUCCGAGGCGCCGCUCACUCCGCUAUCUUGUCACGUCUGCUACCACGUCUAGUGACUUUCCUCACCGUGCCCUCUGAUCUCGAAGGCAUCGAACAGAGCCGCACCAUCAUCGUUCAAUCCCUCACCACAGCACUUUCAUCCCUUCCCUUCGACAAGAAACUCGCCGGCUUUGCACUGCUCAUCCCUAUCUUCCUCGCCCGCGCUGAAAAAGAAACAAGCGAGUCUGUGCAGAAAGAGACUGCAGCACGACUGCUAGAUUUGGCGAGUAGUGACGCUAAUGCGUUUAGAGGUGUUGUUGUAAGGUUAAGCAAUGAGCAGAAGGCUCUAAUGGAAAAGGUUAUUAAGGGGUCACAAGGGCCUAAACAAGAGGUUAGAGAGGAAGUUGAAGAGAAAGAGCCUACUAUUGCGCUGAAGAUGAACUUUUGA